Messenger RNA from Corylus avellana, 831 nucleotides. RefSeq lists its product as uncharacterized. The record is from RefSeq and is a predicted model, not a curated record. NCBI's taxonomy places the organism in Eukaryota, Viridiplantae, Streptophyta, Magnoliopsida, Fagales, Betulaceae.
UUUUGACUUUGAUAUCCUCAAAACAAAACGUUUCAUUGCAGAAACCUCAAAGCAAAACACAGUCCAACCAUGGCAGCAUUCUCGUCAAAAUUGUCUUUGGUUCUGUUCCUCUCUUUUCUCUUCCUGCAUGCAGCUUUCGCUGCGAUUGUAUGCGAGGAUGUGCCAAAGAAUGUCUGUGCGUUUUCGGUCGCGUCUUCGGGGAAAAGGUGUUUGUUGGAGACGUCGGUGGCGGGCGAUGGAAGCGUGGAGUACGAGUGCAGGACAUCGGAGGUGAUGGUUCAGAGGAUUUAUGAGUACAUAGAGAGCGACAAGUGUGUUCAAGCAUGUGGGGUUGACAGGAAAAUGGUUGGUAUUUCAUCGGAUGCCCUUCUUGAGCAUCAAUUCACCGCCAAGCUUUGCUCCCCCGCUUGCUACCAGGAGUGCCCCAACAUUGUCGACCUGUACUUCAAUUUGGCUGCCGGCGAAGGAGUAUUUUUGCCAAAUCUCUGUGAGAGUCGGCGCAGCAACCCUCACCGUGCCAUGAGCGAGCUUUUGAGCUCUGGUGUUGCCUCUGCCCCUGUUUCAGCGGCAACUACUGCCACCGCCGCCGCCCCAUAUGCCGUGUAAACACGUUGCGUGCGUGGUUUCCUCAGGACCAUGUUGGAUAGCGAUAUAUAGUGGGAGCGUAGAGUCUGAUGAGGAUGGUUUCAUUGGGCAGCUGUGUUCUGUCUGAGGAAGCAAGCACAUGACGGGCACGAGGGUGUCCCCCGAAUGUUUGACUUCGAUUCCUCCAAAUUAAUAAAUGUAAACCCCUCUCAAUAUCUCCUUAAUUGGCUACCUCCUAUUAUUAUC